Messenger RNA from Ornithorhynchus anatinus (platypus), 6458 nucleotides. RefSeq names its product cullin 4B (gene CUL4B). The coding region runs from base 91 to 2790 and encodes 899 amino acids. The transcript is spliced from 21 exons. Gene Ontology annotation, biological process: ubiquitin-dependent protein catabolic process; DNA damage response; protein ubiquitination. Gene Ontology annotation, cellular component: Cul4B-RING E3 ubiquitin ligase complex. The record is from RefSeq and is a predicted model, not a curated record. Lineage: Eukaryota; Metazoa; Chordata; Mammalia; Monotremata; Ornithorhynchidae. Gene Ontology annotation, molecular function: ubiquitin protein ligase binding.
ACAGCACUUCCCUGGAGCACCACUCAGAUCAGAGGCAAGAAGCCGUCACCAUCGGCCUCCUAUGAAGACCCCCCAUGCCAAGUCAGGGGGAUGGGUUCUGGUUUCUCUUCCCCCAACCCCCCAGCUGCUGCUGCUGCUGCUGCCGCCCAGGAGGUCAGACCAGCCACUGAUGGUCAUCACAGCACCACGACCUCCGCCGCUUCCGCCUCCUGUUCCAAGAAGAGAAAGUUAAACAACAACAGCAGCAGCAGCAGCAGCACCACCACCGCCAACGAAAGAGAGGAGUUCGAGCCCAUCUCUUCGUCCGCCUCCUCCUCUCCUCCUCCCAAGAACUCCUCUUCCGCCGCCUCCUUCGCGGGGCUCUCCGUCUCCUCCUCCAACCAUCAUCACCACCUCCAGAAGAAACUCCGUUUUGAGGACUCCUUGGAUUUUUUUGGACUCGAUGUGAAGAUGGCCGAGGAAUCCUCCUCCUCGUCCUCCCCUGCCCCCGCCACCGCGGCACAGCAACAGCAGCAACUUAAAAGCAAAAGUUUAUUAAUCUCCUCCGUGGCGGGGGGGCACCACGCCAAUGGCCUGACCAAAACCUCCACCACGGUUUCCAGCUUCGCCAACAGCAAACCCGGCUCCGCCAAGAAGUUAGUCAUCAAGAACUUUAAAGAUAAACCUAAAUUGCCAGAAAACUACACAGAUGAAACAUGGCAGAAACUGAAAGAAGCCGUGGAAGCCAUUCAAAAUAGUACUUCAAUUAAAUACAACUUAGAAGAACUCUAUCAGGCAGUUGAAAAUCUCUGCUCAUACAAGAUUUCUGCAAAUUUAUAUAAACAGCUGAGACAGAUUUGUGAAGAUCACAUCAAAGCACAAAUUCACCAAUUUAGAGAGGAUUCAUUGGACAGUGUUCUUUUUCUAAAGAAAAUUGACACAUGCUGGCAGGAUCAUUGCAGACAAAUGAUCAUGAUUAGAAGCAUUUUUUUGUUCCUUGAUCGAACUUAUGUUCUUCAGAAUUCAAUGCUGCCUUCCAUCUGGGACAUGGGACUAGAGUUAUUUAGGACGCAUAUAAUUAGUGAUCAGAAAGUCCAGACCAAGACUAUCGACGGUAUUCUCUUGCUGAUUGAAAGGGAAAGAAAUGGGGAGGCCAUCGAUAGGAGUCUACUCCGAAGUCUUUUAAGUAUGCUUUCUGAUUUGCAGAUUUACCAAGAUUCUUUUGAACAUAGAUUUUUGGAAGAAACUAAUCGCCUAUAUGCUGCAGAAGGCCAGAGGCUAAUGCAAGAAAGAGAGGUUCCUGAAUAUCUGCAUCACGUCAACAAACGUCUGGAGGAAGAAGCAGACAGAGUCAUCACCUAUUUAGACCAGAGUACGCAGAAGCCACUAAUUGCUACUGUAGAAAAGCAACUUCUAGGUGAACACUUAACAGCCAUUCUUCAGAAAGGUUUGAAUCAUCUUCUUGAUGAAAAUCGAAUUCAAGAUCUGUCUCUACUGUAUCAGCUCUUCAGCAGGGUCCGGGGUGGCGUUCAAGUUCUUUUGCAGCACUGGAUUGAGUACAUCAAGGCAUUUGGUAGCACCAUUGUAAUAAAUCCAGAAAAAGAUAAAACUAUGGUUCAAGAGCUGCUGGAUUUCAAAGACAAAGUUGACCAUAUUAUCGAUAUUUGCUUUCUGAAGAACGAGAAGUUUGUCAAUGCCAUGAAAGAAGCUUUUGAAACAUUCAUUAAUAAGAGACCAAACAAACCGGCUGAACUCAUAGCGAAGUAUGUUGAUUCAAAGCUUCGGGCUGGGAACAAAGAAGCUACGGAUGAAGAACUUGAAAAGAUGCUGGAUAAAAUAAUGAUUAUAUUCCGGUUCAUUUAUGGGAAGGAUGUUUUUGAGGCCUUCUAUAAGAAAGAUUUAGCAAAGCGGCUAUUGGUUGGGAAGAGUGCAUCAGUAGAUGCUGAAAAAUCAAUGCUGUCCAAACUUAAGCAUGAAUGUGGAGCCGCUUUCACCAGCAAACUGGAAGGGAUGUUUAAAGACAUGGAGCUUUCAAAAGACAUCAUGAUACAAUUUAAACAGUAUAUGCAAAACCAGAAUGUACCUGGAAAUAUUGAGUUAACAGUAAAUAUCUUGACUAUGGGUUAUUGGCCAACAUAUGUGCCUAUGGAAGUUCAUUUGCCACCUGAGAUGGUAAAACUUCAGGAAAUUUUCAAGACUUUUUACUUGGGCAAACACAGUGGUAGAAAACUUCAGUGGCAGUCAACUCUAGGACAUUGUGUACUAAAAGCAGAAUUUAAAGAGGGGAAGAAAGAACUCCAAGUCUCCCUAUUUCAAACACUGGUACUGCUAAUGUUCAAUGAAGGAGAAGAAUUCAGUUUAGAAGAGAUCAAGCAAGCUACCGGCAUAGAGGAUGGAGAAUUAAGAAGAACACUCCAAUCAUUAGCCUGCGGUAAAGCCAGAGUUCUGACGAAAAAUCCAAAGGGCAAAGAUGUGGAAGAUGGGGAUAAAUUUACUUGCAACGAUGAUUUCAGACACAAACUCUUCAGGAUAAAGAUCAAUCAAAUUCAGAUGAAAGAAACGGUGGAGGAACAAGCAAGCACUACAGAGCGAGUAUUUCAAGACCGGCAAUACCAGAUUGAUGCUGCAAUAGUUCGAAUUAUGAAGAUGCGGAAGACGCUUAGCCACAAUCUCCUUGUGUCAGAGGUGUAUAACCAGCUGAAAUUCCCAGUAAAGCCUGCUGACCUUAAGAAGAGAAUAGAAUCCUUAAUUGACAGGGACUACAUGGAAAGAGAUAAAGAGAAUCCAAACCAGUACAACUAUAUUGCCUAAAACGUUGGCCUUUGAGCACUUGGUGUCCUACUCAGUUGCCAGUGGAUUAAACUAGCCUGUUGAUCCCAUUAAUUGACUUCUUUUAUACUACCGAUGACUGAAUGACAACAGUGUAACGGAAAAGUAUAGUAGAGUGGACUUUUCAGUGGUUAACAUGCCCCAUUUAAAGAGUACUAUUUACAUUUUAAGAAGAAUGCUGUUGAACUCUUUGCAUGUUAUUUAGUAUGAUGUGCAGAAAACUCUAAGAAAGUACCUGGUCUUCAUGAUUCAUCUGGAUCUGAGGAAAAGUCCCAACACUUAGGGAAAAAUGUUCCUUCACACCAUACUAUGAAGCGGAAGGUUAAGUUGCAUAAGGUAGCCUUUAAAGAUGCUUAAACUGCAUGCAGACUUUAUUUACUGUACAGAAUCCUGGAUGUAUUAAUCAGAUAGAAAAACCACCCUGGACUUGGUUGCUCACCUAUGUUUUGCACUCUCCCUUGUGAAAGGAGACUUGUGUUAAGUUGCAGAAGGAUGCUCUGUUACGGUGAAAGGGAUGUUUUUAAAAAUCUUCGGUGGACAUGAAUUCCGAAUACUGGGACACUUGCUUAUGAAGCGCUGUAUCUCUUUCCCCCUCAUCGGACGCCCUCCCCCAUCCCCUCCGCCCAAAUAUACGCAUUUCCAUCCCGGAAGGGGGUAAUCUUGUUAUGGCCCAGAGAUACAACAUCAACCCCUGUUACUUACAGCUAGAGUCAAAGUAGAAAACUGCUCUUGGCAGACUUGACUCGGGGGAGAAGUUUUUACAGUGAAAGUUACCAAAACAAAUUUGGAAAUCAGGGGAAGGAUGAAAAUCACUACAGGAACAAAAGCUCUUCAACUGAAUUGUUAACUUAUUUUGGAGCCACAUGGCAUUUGAAACAUUCAAGAUUGUUAUUUGCCUUGUAGACUGGUAACUCAACCAAUAUCAGCCUCAAUUCUGGACUGUUACAGGCCUCCCCUUAGCACCUACCGUGUUCUCUUGUCAACUGAGGUUUCUGAAAGCAUCCCUCACCUCUUUUUAUUUUUUUUCUUCGUUGGGAGUUGUUUAUUUUCUAUCUUACUCUAACCUAAAAGCCCUGGAAAAUGAGGCUCCGGAAACAGAGAGGGACUCAAUAAUAGUGGGUCCUGCUGAUCACGUAGCUCCUACUACUAGUAAAAGUUCUUGUGGCAACCGGACAAAGACACCUCCUGCACUUGAGGCUAAUUUACAAAAGUGAGAACAAUAGCAGAAGCGAAUUCAUCCAAAUCUGCAGGCAGCAUGCGUUUUAUGACUAAGAGGCUCCAUCCUGCCAUCCAACCAGUUCACUUUGCUCCAUGGCCAUGAAAAAUUUCACCUUGCAACAAGAGCGAGAUACAUCGGUGGCUUUAAUAAUCCAAACGUACGUUCGUGCUUUCCUCAAAGGUGUGUGUCUUCAUCCUCGGAAGGAAAAUGCCUAGUGUCUCCCCUUCAGCUGAGCAGCCUUAGUUUGUUGAGUCAGAAAGUUCUUCGGCGAUGACCGUUUUCUCAGGCCCGUCCUUGGCGGGCUCUGAAAAACGUCACUCUAACCUCUCUCUCUCACCAUAUCCGCUCAUGUAUACUGUUGACUGUCGAUACGUUGAAUUAAGAAUUUCUCGUCUUCUCUUAGAUGUCCCCACAGUUUUCCGUCUUUUCUUCCCGGUUCCUUUCCUCAUUGCCUUAACUGGGCCUGCCCAAGGAAUAAAGGCAACUGUUGUUUCCUUUCCUGGAGCGCUGGUUCCAACCCCACCGCUGACUUCCUCUGAGAUGUGAAUAUCUCCACAGAUCAGUUCCCCCUCUCCCAGAUCUCAUACUUCUGCUGGGAAACGUUGACUGUCACCCCCACCUUUCAAAGGCAAGUCCUUUCCAUUGAGCUGUUCCCUUCUUGAAUACGGGAGGCUGCUUCAACUGAAAAAUUGGUAAGACUAAAAGUUCAAAACUUAAGUAUCAGGGAAGGAGCUACUGAUGAAAUCGAAAAGAUACUGCAAGCUAUAAUAAAUCUUUGUGGCUUUUUUUUUUUUAAGCUGUUUCUGUAUCAGUUGAAUUUUGUGCUCCUUUUUCCCGUGUAUGUGGUGGUUCUAUUUUUCUCCAAUAAAACUUUUUAUUUAAAAAAAAAAGUUGUUUCUGGAGGGGAUCCUUAAAAAAUCAAGUGCGGGAGAGGUAUCUAAAACUAGAGGGCUUAGAGUAAAAACUCAGUUUUGCCAAAGGUUUCUGUUGAAAGUUGAAUGGGGAGUGGAGGGACAGGGAAGACCAGAAACUUAAAGGAAUGGAAAAAUGUAGGGAGUUGUUUUGUUGUUUUGUUUUUUUAAUCGUAGAAAAGAAAAAAUAGUUAUGCAAAUGUAGCCUUUAGCAAAUCCUGGAUUACUAGCAGAGAGGUUCUAAUAUUGCUGAGCACCUACAAAGACGAGCCUGAGAGUUUUACAGCCUCUAGAGGUACAAGCAAUGCUCUCGCUGGUUGUUGACCCGUAAAAUAUGCCUCAGGUCAGCAGGUUCUGAGACGUUAAAGGCCAAAUUGACCGCUUUUUCCACUCUGCCCUUCUCGUCGUACAUCUUUUUGGUCUUCCUUGUAUUUCUGUAUCUCUGCUACAGUGAUAAAUGAAGCUCUUCCGCAGCAGAAAGCAACUUCUUGCUAACAACCCUCCAGUGAUGCUUAUCAGAACAGCCAACAGUAAUCAUUAAAGGCUUGUGUGACUUGGUAGUCUGGACCAUCACUCACUUUGAACCCUAGGGAUUAUUGGCUGGGGUGCAAUUCUAGUGUCUAGCCUUCUUUUUGAUUUUUUUUAAAUCCUGCCUCUUGUGUGCAGUUUAUAGCAACCUUGUUCAUAAGAAAUUGCAGUUUGUUCUACUUAGAAAUAUAUGUUUUAGAGGGGUUUUAAAAAUCUUUAUACCCAUAAAUCUUUUUUUUUUUGGAUCUUGGCUGGUUUAAAAAAAAGAGUGACCACUGUUGUAAUGUUGUAACUGCGAAAGUGUUGUAAACCUGUUUUGUUCUCUAGUUUACACAAAAGUGCCAAAGUAAAUUGUUAAAGAAAAGGAAAAAAACCAACAACCUAGUAAAUGGGAAUCUACCUAGCUGUGGUUUAUAUUUUGACCUUGCUGGUCCUCCUUUCUCACAGUUUCUUCAGUUUCAUGAACACUUACAUUAAUUAUCCUUAAUGCUUUACUCUUAAACAGUAUUUCAUCUGUGCUUCUCCAAACUCUGUUCUAAUUCAGCAUUUUAGUCAUUUUUGGUUUUUUUUGAACUCUAAAUAGGUAAAGAGUAUUUCUUUGAAAAAAUUAAAAUUGAAAGAGUACAGCAGCAUUCAAAAAUGUAAUAUAGUUUUGUAUAAUGAUCCUUCAGAGGUUGUCUGGAGUUGGGGGGAUAAACUAACCCUGUUAUUCGUAAGAAGUCCCUGCUUAGUUAAAAGAAUAUUGGAAUUGUGCUUGUUCGAUGCAUCAGAACUUUAUAGUUAUGCAGAUUUGCAAAAAGGAACAGGUGACCACACUUGCCCUUAAUGCAAAUAUGAUAUCUUUUUAAUGUUUCAUAACCAGUCUGAAAAUGGGUACAGUCUUUCUUAAGUUGGUAAAUAAUGUAAAUAUGUGUCCUCUCAAAGAGUGAGUCUUAUCUAGGUAUUUUGUGUCAUUUAAUAAAUAUUAAACAGUUUUGUGUUGAUAAACUCUU